Messenger RNA from Ochotona curzoniae (black-lipped pika), 3250 nucleotides. It is a transcript of the gene MTRR, whose product is annotated as 5-methyltetrahydrofolate-homocysteine methyltransferase reductase. Lineage: Eukaryota; Metazoa; Chordata; Mammalia; Lagomorpha; Ochotonidae. Gene Ontology annotation, cellular component: cytosol. Gene Ontology annotation, biological process: homocysteine metabolic process. Gene Ontology annotation, molecular function: flavin adenine dinucleotide binding; FMN binding; [methionine synthase] reductase (NADPH) activity. The coding region runs from base 114 to 2210 and encodes 698 amino acids. The transcript is spliced from 15 exons. The record is from RefSeq and is a predicted model, not a curated record.
ACCUGUGCUUUGCGGGGGCCCCCGGACGGGGUCGUGCGGGUUCGGGGAGCAUCUGUCACUAAGAUCGCCUUGCUGUGUGUCGGUGUCGCUGCUGUGGCUGCUGCCACGAGGGGAUGCAGAGGUUCUUGUUGCUGUACGCCUCCCAGCGCGGCCAGGCCAAGGCCAUCGCCGAGAACAUCCGCGAGCAAGCCUUGGCACACGGGUUUUCCGCGGAUCUGCACUGCGUCAGCGAGUCGGAUACAUAUAGUCUAAAAACUGAGACAGCUCCUCUUGUUGUCGUUGUGUCUACCACGGGGAGCGGAGACCCACCAGACACCGCCCGCAAGUUUGUUAAGGAGAUACAGGACAAGACGCUGCCACCUGAUACCUUUGCGCACCUGCGGUAUGGACUAUUGGGAUUGGGUGAUUCAGAGUACACGUUCUUCUGUAAUGGGGGGAAAGUGAUUGACAAACGGCUUCAGGAACUGGGCGCCCAGCACUUCUAUGACACUGGACACGCUGAUGACUGUGUCGGUUUGGAGCUUGUGGUGGAGCCGUGGAUUGCGGGACUCUGGGCCGCCCUUACCAAGCACUUCAGGGCCAGUAGAGGACGAGAAGAGAUGAGUGGAACUCUCCCAGAAGCCUCUGGUGCCUCCCCGAGUGCAGAGCCUGGGAAACCAGAGCUGUUAGGCGUCGUGUCUCAAGUCCAGCGUCUGAGCUUAGAAGGCUCAGGAGGCAGGCCCUCGGGGGUCUGGAGGCAGAAUGUGGUGAACAGCACCCUGUCGGAGGCUUUGAUUAAGGACUUGGAAGCCACACUUACCCAUUCUGUGCCCCCGCUCUCACAAGCCUCCCUGAGUGUUCCUGCUGCGCCCCCAGAAUACCUGCAAGUACAUCUGCUGGAGCCCGCUGGCGAGGAGGAAAGCCAAGCAUCUGUGCCUUCAGCGGACCCAGUGUUUUCGGUGCCGAUUUCAAAGGCGGUCCAGCUCACGAGGAGCGACGCCGUGAAGACCACCCUGCUGCUGGAACUGGACAUUUCCAAAACAGAUUUUUCCUAUCAGCCUGGGGAUGCCUUCAGCGUGAUCUGUCCCAACAAUGACUUGGAAGUACAGAACCUCCUGGAAAGACUGGAGCUCGCAGACAAGAGAGAGCAUCGUGUCCUCUUGAACAUUAAGGCAGACACCAAGAAGAAAGGAGCCGCCCUGCCCCAGCACGUCCCCGAGAGAUGCUCGCUCCAUUUCAUGUUCACCUGGUGCCUUGAGAUACGAGCCGUUCCCAAAAAGGCGUUUUUGCGAGCCCUUGCCGACUACACCAGCGACAGUGCUGAAAAGCGCAGGCUGCAGGAGCUGUGCAGCAAGCAGGGAAUGGCCGAUUACAACCGCUUCGUGCGUGACGCCUGCGCCUGCUUCCUGGACCUCCUCCACGCCUUUCCAUCCUGCCGGCCGCCGCUGAGCCUCGUGCUGGAACAUCUUCCUAAACUACAGCCCAGGCCGUAUUCAUGCGCAAGCUCGAGUCUGUGCCACCCGGGGAAGCUACACUUUGUUUUUAACAUUGUGGAGUUUGUGUCUCACACCACGACCGUGGUUUCGAGAAAGGGAGUGUGCACUGGCUGGUUGGCCACGAGGGUUAGCUCAUUUCUUCAGCCAAACUCCGAAGAUCCACAUGAAGAUGGCAGAGAAGGCCCAGCCCCUCAGAUACCCAUCUCUCCUCGGGCAGUGACGUCUUUCCACUUACCAACGGACCCCUCCAUCCCCAUCAUAAUGGUGGGCCCAGGAACUGGCAUAGCACCCUUCAUUGGCUUCCUGCAGCACCGGGAGAAACUUCAAGAGCAAAACCCUGCAGGAGAUUUUGGGGCAAUGUGGCUGUUUUUUGGCUGCAGACAUCAGGAACGGGACUACCUGUUCAGGGAAGAGCUCAGGCAUUUCCUGAAGCGUGGCGUCUUGACCCAGCUGAAGGUUUCCUUCUCUAGAGAUGACCCUGCAGGGGAGGGGGAGGCCCCGGCCAAGUACGUGCAGGACAGCCUCCAGCUGCACAGCAAACAAGUGGCAAGGCUUGUGCUCCGAGAGAACGGCUGCGUUUACGUGUGCGGAGAUGCCAAAAAUAUGGCCAAGGAUGUCGGUGAUGCCUUUGUGGACAUAAUAAGCAAAGAGGUUGGUGUCGACAAACUAGAAGCAAUGAGGACGUUGGCUACUUUAAAAGAAGAAAAGCGGUACCUUCAGGACAUUUGGUCAUAAAACCAGAAAUCAAAGGAAGAAAAUUAAGCUUUUUUGGCCAAAGAUACUAAGAGACAAUUUCACCAAAGCUUUUAGCCUCCCUUGUAGGCACGGGAUUCAGAGUUCACAGGCCCGUGCUCUGCCUGGACCACACCUGCCCGCAGCACCCUGAAGGACUGGUCAGGAACUUCCUCCUGCCCAGGGUCUGCACACAUGACAAUGAACUUGGGUGGCCAGCAGUUUUAAACAGUGUCAUUUUAUCUGACCUACACCCACAAAGACUGUUCUUACUGCGGUGUUGAAGUGCACAUGUAGAACUUACCUGUCACAGGUCUAUAUUACUGUCAAAUAUUUCUUACCAAAGCUGUGUUACGAUUAAAAAGGUAUUCUAAAGUAAUUUUUAAGUAAAGGGAUUUUAUUUUGAGUGCUGCUAAAAGUAUGAAAUGUAUUUUGAAAUUUCGUUGCGGCAUGUGAGUUAUCACAUGUCUUAGUAUCUCAGUCCAGAAUUUGGAAACAUCCGCACUGAGUUUAUAAAUGCCAGCAUGUACACAUGGCGGUGGAAACGCAGUCUUCUGUCCCCGAGUCCUUUCAGUUCUGUUCUUCCUGGGUGUGUGUUCAAGUUUUCCCGUGCAAUUUCUAUUACCUCCAUCCUACCACUCAGGUUAUAUCCGAGAUUUACAAUGCAGACUUAAAUUAGUAGCAUGUUUUAGGUUCCCAGUAACAGAUUCUCUCAAAAUUUGUCAAACUAGGAAUCAAAAAUUAAGGAAUAUAAUACUUUUCUCCCAGACUCUUUUAAAUGGUGACUUUUUAUUUAAUUGCUUUACAUUUAAAAGCAAAUCUCUUUAUCUGUAAAAGGUUUCUGCUUAGAGAAGUAUCUGGGGAAAAAAAUAGUAUAAUGUUAAGAUUUUGUGGCUGUUUAUUAUAUUGUAUAGUACAUUUUUUGGUAUAUCUUAUGUUAGAGGCAACCAAGAUGUUAAAAGGUCUAUAUAUUAGAAGCGAUUUGAGUAAGUCAAAAGCAAUUUGAGUUUAAAGUAAAAAGGCGAUUCUAUAAAUAACUGGGG